UAUGGAUGUAACUCAGCUACAAGCACAGUUCAGUGAUACAUUAACAAAAACCAGUUUAUCAAUAGGCUUAAUUCUGGGUGUGAAAAUGAAAAUUUUUGAUACAAUCCUUGCGCUGGAUUCACCUUCGACCUCGUCUGAAAUAGCUAACAAAUGCUCUUUGAAAGAGAGAUAUGUCAGAGAAUGGUUAGGAUUGAUGUCAACUUCCGGUAUUAUUUCGGUCGAUGGUACAUCCGAAUCUGAUAAAUUUUAUGCCAGUGACGCGCUAGAAACGGCACUGAAGGAAAGCGGAAGAACAUUAGGAAUUUUGGAGAAUUUGUUAGCGCUUCUUCCCCAUUUGCCUGAACUUGAAAAGUGCUUUCAAUUAGAUGGACCGAGAGGUAUUCCUCACGAAAGAUUUACAGAAAUAUAUAGACUAUUUGACCUGAAUUCGUCACGGAAAUUUACCUCGACCUUCCUCCAAGAAUUUAUUGGUCACGUUCCAGACGUCAUAAGUCGUUUGAGUCAAGGUGGUGAUGUUCUUGAAAUUGGCUGCAACAGUGGCUUCUCAACUGUCGCUCUCGCAAAAAUGUUCAAAAAAUCAAAAUUCUACGGCCAAGACAUUUGCAAGGAAGGCAUAUUGAGUGCUAAACUUCUUUCACGUGACAUGGAGAAUGUUAACUUUUCUAUUCAGGACGCCUGCAAAAGAACUGGGUUUGAUGAGGAGUCCUUUGAUUGGAUUUUAGCAAUGGAUGUUAUACAUGAUUUACCAUAUCCCGAUGCGGCUAUAAAAGAGUUAUAUAGGAUACUAAAAAAAGAUGGUAUUUUGUCGAUAGUUGACAUAAAUGCUCAUAGUAGACCUUCACAAAAUUUAAAUAAUCCAAGAGCUACCUUUUUGUAUGCUAUAUCUUUAUGUCACUGUACACCAAUGUCAUUUGGUCUACCUGACAGUAUGGGACUAGGUGCAACGUGGGGUAAAGAAAGAGCUAAAGAUUUGUUUGAGGAAUGCGGAUUCCGUCUGGAAUCGGUGCAAGAUAUGGAGAGUGAUAAACUUCAAAGUCACUACGUAUUUAAGAAACUAUUAUAG
Molecule: messenger RNA, 1063 nt
Organism: Dimorphilus gyrociliatus
Lineage: Eukaryota; Metazoa; Annelida; Polychaeta; Dinophilidae
Source: the annotation of a GenBank genome assembly